Messenger RNA from Ostrinia furnacalis (Asian corn borer), 976 nucleotides. It is a transcript of the gene Prp38, whose product is annotated as pre-mRNA processing factor 38. NCBI's taxonomy places the organism in Eukaryota, Metazoa, Arthropoda, Insecta, Lepidoptera, Crambidae. The transcript has 2 exons. The record is from RefSeq and is a predicted model, not a curated record. The coding region runs from base 38 to 943 and encodes 301 amino acids.
AAAUGUCAACUUGACGUUGAUUGAUGGAACAACAAAAAUGGCCAACCGUACGGUGAAGGACGCGAAAUCUAUUCGCGGGACAAAUCCUCAAUAUCUUGUGGAAAAGAUCAUACGAUCACGUAUAUACGAUUGUAAAUACUGGAAAGAAGAAUGUUUCGCUCUAACCGCGGAGCUUUUAGUGGACAAAGCGAUGGAGUUGCGUUACGUCGGCGGCGUGCACGGCGGCUUCAUUUACCCCACACCUUUCUUGUGUUUAGUGCUGAAAAUGUUACAGAUACAGCCUGAAAAGGACAUCGUGGUGGAGUUUAUAAAGAACGAGGAGUUCAAAUAUGUGCGUGCCUUGGGCGCCUUUUAUAUGAGGCUCACGGGAUCGUCGGUCGAUUGUUAUAAGUAUUUGGAACCACUUUACAACGAUAAUCGUAAGUUGAGAAGGCAGAAUCGCGUCGGCCAGUACGAAAUCGUUCACAUGGACGAGUUUAUCGACGAGUUAUUGCGAGAGGAACGUCUGUGCGACGUUAUUCUUCCACGAAUUCAGAAAAGACCUAUUUUAGAGGAGAACAAUGAGCUUGAACCGAAGGUGUCUGCUUUAGAUGAUGAUCUGGAUGAAGAUAUGCCUUCAGACGAUGAUAAUGCUGAACCUGAUUCCAAAGAGAACAGAAGAGAAAAGGAAAGAAGAGAUAGAGAUAGGAGAAGAGAUAGAUCACGAGACCGAGACCGACGUGACAAGGAACGCAAGAGAGAACGUUCGAGAAGCAGAGACCGCGAACGGAGAAGGGAACGGGAAAAAGAGCGAGAACGGGAAAAAGAGCGGGAACGGGAAAAAGAGCGGGAAAGGGACAGAGAACGGGCCCGGGAAGCGAGAGAGAGGGAGAGAGAGAAAGAAAGGCGGGAAAGAGACAGACACGAGCCCGACAGAAGAAGAGAAAGGGGCGGUAGAUAUUAGAGUAGUUUUAAGUUAAAUAAAUUGUUUUCCAAC